Molecule: messenger RNA, 1711 nt
Organism: Macadamia integrifolia
Lineage: Eukaryota; Viridiplantae; Streptophyta; Magnoliopsida; Proteales; Proteaceae
Product: probable E3 ubiquitin-protein ligase LOG2
Exons: 3
Coding region: 309-1421 (370 amino acids)
Biological process (GO): protein ubiquitination
Molecular function (GO): ubiquitin protein ligase activity
Source: RefSeq, a predicted model, not a curated record
AUGAAUUGAAACGGCUCUCUUUCUCUCUCCUCUUUUCGCUGGUUCCGGGUGGAGCUUUACGCAAUUCCCACUAUCUAUGGUAAGUGUAACCGGGCCUUUCGAAAAGAUUCCUCUUUCUCGCUCUCUUGCUCUCCAUCUCUUCUUUCUGCUUCACCUUCAUCGAUUUCAUUUCCGGAGGAGAUAAACAGAGAUCAACAAUCUAUUCAUAGAUUCGGGUUUUCAGGAAUUUGCUUGGUUGGUUGGUUGCUGAAGGAAGGGCACAGGAGAAAAGACACAGAGAGGAGCAAAAGGAAGAAGAAAAAGGAGAAAUGGGGAAUAUUGGAAGCAGCAGCAGUGGAGGGGUUAAUAGUAGCAGACGGAGACACGGAAACCCUCAUCAUCAUCAUAACAGCCAUCCACCAACACCUCCCCCGCAAACUCCUCAAUCUGAAAUCACCGGAAGUCGCUACGUUUUCGCCGCUGCUACUCCGUACCCUCCUCAAUACCCUAACCCUAACCCACCUCACUACUACCAGUACUCGGGCUAUUACCCACCCCCACCGCCUUCGAUGCCAGUCCCGUUACCCGCACCUUUCGAUCACCAUCACCGCCAUGCUUCAGCAGAUCCUGCAGCCCAUGCGAACUGGGUUGGUAGUGGCCGCUACCCUUGUGGGGCUGUUUCCAUUCCCCCUCCUUAUGUGGAACACCAGAAGGCCGUUACAAUUCGUAACGACAUCAAUCUCAAGAAGGAAACUUUGAGGGUCGAGCCCGACGAGGAAAACCCCGGCCAGUUCCUUGUUGCCUUCACCUUUGAUGCCACUGUUGCUGGAAGCAUUACUCUCACCUUCUUUGCAAAAGAAGGUGCGGACUGUAACCUUACACCAACUAAGGAGAACCUGCAGCCAGUCACAAUAUCCUUCCAACAGGGUCUGGGUCAGAAGUUCAGGCAACCAUCAGGAACUGGAAUCGACUUUUCAACGUUUGAGGAUAUUGAAUUAACAAAAGAGGGUGAUAUGGAAGUGUAUCCCCUUGUUGUGAAGGCGGAGGAAUCCCCUCAUAACCAUAAUGGAUCUGAGGAAGAAAACCAGAAGAAAGGAACCAAUUCACAGAUUACCCAAGCGGUGUUUGAGAAGGAGAAAGGUGAGUAUCAUGUGAGAGUGGUGAAGCAAAUUCUCUGGGUGAAUGCAAUAAGGUACGAGCUGCAGGAGAUUUAUGGGAUAGGGAAUUCUGUGGAGAGUGACUUCGAUGGAAAUGACCCAGGGAAGGAAUGUGUCAUCUGCCUAUCAGAACCACGGGAUACAACUGUCCUACCUUGUCGACACAUGUGUAUGUGCAGUGCUUGUGCUAAGGUUUUGAGGUUACAAACAAACCGAUGCCCAAUCUGCCGGCAACCAGUUGAGCGGCUUCUGGAGAUAAAGGUCAACAGCAGAUCUGAUGACUGAAGAGAGCAGGCGUUGCUGAUGGGAACAAUGUUGUAAAGUUGUAUCUUUCUUACUCCGCUUUCCAUUCUGAGCUUGCAAAAUAAUCAGACUGGAAGUAUGAUACGGUACGCAGUUUUUUGGGCUAUAGGUUGGAAGUACUGUUGUUCCUCGUGUAUUCGACCCUGAAAAACUGUAGGCCGUGGCAGUGAUAUUUUGGUCUUGAGCAAGAUGAUGCUUGGUCUUUUGAAUCCAUCAUAUGUAUAUAAUGUUAUUUGAAGAAAUGCCAUCAAAAGUUGGCCUGGAGUUUAUUA